Messenger RNA from Dentiscutata heterogama, 186 nucleotides. NCBI's taxonomy places the organism in Eukaryota, Fungi, Glomeromycota, Glomeromycetes, Diversisporales, Gigasporaceae. The record is from the annotation of a GenBank genome assembly.
AAUAUAAACCUUAAAGAUGAAGUAAUGAAAUUAAGAAAUGAUAUUGAGGAAAUCAAAAAGAAAGAUCAAAUCAUUACUAAUACUCAGGAUAUACUUUCUACAGAAGAUAUUUCAUCUGAAAAUUUGGAACGAAGUCCCCAAGAUAAUAGUUCUAAGCAGAUAGACUUGCAAUGUGAUGAAACUCCU